AUUAUUUGUGCUUGGCAGCUUCCUGUUUCAUUUUUCUAUUUUUUCUUCAGACAUUCCGUGUGCAGGGUCCAACCAGCUGUUCGGCCCAAGAUUCGGUGACGGGAGGCGAUUGGGUGUCCAGGACUCUUCGGUAUGGCACGAAGGGGUGGUCCUCCGCGCAAGAAGCUCACGUACGACAAACCUGGACUCACAGAGGAUGAGAUAGAUGAAAUCAGAGAAGCCUUCAACCUGUUCGACACGGAUGGUUCUGGCACAAUCGACCCGGGCGAGCUAAAGGCCGCCAUGAGAUCUCUGGGCUUCGAGACAAAGAAUCCCACCAUCUUCCAGAUGAUCGCAGACCUGGAUCAAGAUGGGUCGACAAUUGGCUUUGAAGACUUCCUUGAUGCGAUUACAGCAAAACUAGGCGACAAAGAGUCGCGGGACGGCAUCCACAAAAUCUUUAGCCUGUUUGAUGACGACAAAACAGGGACGAUCAGCCUGAAGAAUCUCAAGAGAGUUUCCAAGGAAUUGGGUGAAACCAUGACUGAGGAGGAGCUCCGCGAAAUGAUCGAACGAGCUGAUAGCAAUGGAGAUGGCCAAAUCACUCCUGAGGACUUCUACAACAUCAUGACAAAGAAGACCUUUCCGUAGAGCUUUCCUGAGUGGAUCUGCAGUCAGAGCCCGCCUCAGGAUCAGCAAAAGCAUAUCCGGUGGGUCCUGUACUGUAAAGAAAUGUUUGUGGCGGCAAUGUGUCAAGAGGAAGUUACUAGGAACCAGUGUUUUCAUGUGGAUGUAGACUGUUGAAAGUGUUGAUCACACAUAC
Molecule: messenger RNA, 802 nt
Organism: Cladocopium goreaui
Lineage: Eukaryota; Dinophyceae; Suessiales; Symbiodiniaceae
Source: the annotation of a GenBank genome assembly